Myotis brandtii (Brandt's bat) is the source of this 3266-nucleotide messenger RNA. RefSeq names its product family with sequence similarity 219, member A (gene FAM219A). The record is from RefSeq and is a predicted model, not a curated record. The transcript is spliced from 6 exons. The coding region runs from base 10 to 594 and encodes 194 amino acids. NCBI's taxonomy places the organism in Eukaryota, Metazoa, Chordata, Mammalia, Chiroptera, Vespertilionidae.
AGUGUGCUGAUGUGGAUGCGAACGCGGGGGCAGGGAUCCGUAGGGGCAGAGGUCGGUGCAGGACCCGGGGAUUCCCUUUUCCGGAGGAGAGCGCAGGACCCAGCCGCCGCCUCCAUCUCAGACGGAGACUGUGAUGCCCGGGAGGGUGAGUCAGUAGCCAUGAAUUACAAACCAUCCCCGCUCCAAGUAAAGCUGGAGAAGCAACGGGAGCUGGCCCGGAAGGGCUCCCUGAAGAAUGGAAGUAUGGGUAGCCCUGUAAUCCAACAACCCAAGAAGAACACUGUCAUGGCCCGGACAAGGCUGGUCGUUCCCAAUAAAGGCUAUUCCUCGCUUGACCAGAGCCCAGACGAGAAGCCACUGGUAGCCCUUGACACUGACAGCGAUGAUGACUUUGACAUGUCCAGAUACUCCUCUUCUGGCUACUCCUCUGCUGAGCAGAUCAACCAAGAUUUGAACAUCCAGCUGCUGAAGGAUGGCUACCGGUUAGAUGAGAUCCCCGACGACGAGGACCUGGACCUCAUUCCCCCCAAGUCCGUGAACCCCACUUGCAUGUGCUGCCAGGCCACGUCCUCCACUGCCUGCCACAUUCAGUAGUGGGUGGGGCUGCCGCAGCCAAUGGAGCCGGGCCACUGGGGGCCAGGUUAGACAGGGCAGGGGCAGACCCCUCCCCAGCUCUUCUGCCAGCCCCCCGGCCCCGCGUCCCCUACAGCCGCCAACCUCGUAAAAGUCAUUGCUUCCUCCUAUGGUAGGACGUGUACCUCUGUGUGUUCAUGGAGCCGGAGAAACCAAAACCGGGUCUCUCUCUACCCCAGAAACUGAGGAGGGGAAGGGGCUGUUUGUCCAGUUACUUGGGGGACUUUGCCCAGCACCUUUUUGCUCUCCCCAAAGCUACAGUCCAGUGGGAGAGUGGGGGACUGGACAGCAGGGAGGCCAACAGUAAUGAGUGGGAGGGAUCACAAAGCCAGGGGCUUGGCCCCACCCCAUGAAGCCAUGAACCCCCAGCCCAGUAAGGAAAGGGACUCUGAGGUAGAAAGGCCCAUUGGAGUGGGGGCAAGGUCUAGCACCUUGGAGCCCCUCCAGCAGCCCCUGUUGGCCAUGUACCUAUUUGCAUUUCUCCCCUCAUCUCCAGAUGGGAAGCCUGGCAAAGUUGCCCAGUGGAAUAUUGUCCCCCACCUAUCGGAUCACUGCCUAUUUCCUCCUCUUUGCCCCAUUCACCCCUUCCUUCCUUCCUUCCUUCCUUCCCUCCUUCCUUCCUUCCUUCCUUGUUCUCUGAGUUGAGCGUAAGAGGCCUUAGAGACAGGCCAGAGUUUGGGAUGGUUGGGAUGAUAUGAUCUGUCCUCACCUGCCCUUAACCAAUGUAUCUCUCUGCCAACCCCCUCCCCACCCCACCCCCACACACACACAUACACAUACACGCGCACUCACACACGCAAAUGCUUCUGUUCAUUGGCCUCUGUCCCAGGCUAGAAGCAGGAGGUAACACUAGCCUCGAAUGCCCCAUUCCCAUCUCACUCCAGCCCAAGAUUUCAAAUCCUUCUUCCCAGUAAGAACCUUCAAGGGAGCAAGCUUAGGAAAAUGCUAUGGCUGCCUGUGUAUGGCAGGGAGCACUUGAUAGGAUGCGUGUGUGCCUGAGGCUGUCAGGGUGUGCGUCUGUCUCUGUGUGGGCCUGUCUUUUUAGAUGUCUGCUUCUGUCCUAGAUGGUGAGGAAGUGACUGUGUGGUCUGUUCACAGUGUGAGAGGCUGUUCAGCAGUGCAGUGGACUGAGCGCCCUGGACUGGGACUCAGAGCCUGGUUCUAGCCCCAGCGCUGGCACUGUCCCGGUGGUCUUCAACAAGCCACUGCGUUCCCUGGGCUUCAGCUGUCAAAUGAGCAGCGUCUGAAAGUUCUGAAGAAACUUUGUCAGAGGAAUUUCUGUGGAGGUGUAUAGGGAGGUCUCUGUGUGUCUUUGAGUACACCUAGGAGGCUUCCUGAGUUGUAUGUCUGUGUGAAAAGGAGAAGGGGGAGUUCCUAUGGGACCUGUGUAUGUUUGAGUGCAUGCAGAUCUAUUUGGGAAUACAUGUGUGUGUGUCUAUGAAUGUGUAUGUGUGUGAGUAUAUAUUAUGUAUGUGGGUAUAUGGGGUGUCUGUGAGUCAGAAUGUGUGUACUGCUGUCUCUGCUGCAGUUGCUGGGGUGGGGAAGAUGCCAGAGAAGCUGAUGAUGAAAGUCAAGGUCCUCCCCUGGGACUGGGCAAUAGAGACCUGCCCCAUGUAAAGAAAAAUGAAAGCACAGUUAGCCUAAGACUGCUCUGGUCUAUGCCCCCACAAACCCCAUAUCCCAGGGCCAGGGGGUAUACCCUCCAUUCUUCCAUGCUGCCACCUCACAGCCCAUUCCCUGGGAGGUGGAGCUGGAAGGGAGAGAGGAUAAUGAGAGAAUAAGGCUGCUACUUAGGAAGGGUAGCAGCUCUCCCUGUACUACACCCAGGGGUCGCCAGCUCCAAAGUACUAAGGUGAAGCUCUCCAACCCCUAACGCAGCCCUACCUCCUCUUGUACAGGGACCCUGGUUAGAUGAUGAGAAAAUGCCAAAGGGAGACAAGGACAGAGACGGUAUCUGCAGGGCCCACAAGGCCCAUACCAGCCCCCAACUGUGCCCAUCUCUCCCACCAAGGUCAGAUCCCUACACCCUGUCAUCUGGGCCCCAGCGCCAAGCCUCCUACUACUAUCACCACCACCUUGGGUUUCUUGACUCACUCUUCGAGAACAUGGGUACUUCCUCUUUUCCAAGUAGGGCCCCACCAGGGCUCAUUUAGACUGCUACCUUUGCUGCUGAUUUGCUGUGUGACUAUGGCCCACUGCUGAACCCCUCUGUCCCUGAGGAACCAGGGAACACUCCCUCCACGCAGGACAUACCUAGUUCCCUGGCAGGCAAGGACUUCCAACUGAGGCAGUGUACAAGUGGUGGGGAGAGGCAGCCAGCACCUCUGGGUCUAGGAAGUGUGUGGUUCCCUCCUCCCCUGUCUGGGAGGAUGGAGGGGAGGAAUUGAGGCCUUAGCUUGCCCCCUGUCAUUCUUCCCCCUUGUAGAUACUGCCUUAACACUCCCUCAACCCUCAGCUCUGGCUGCCACCCAGCCAGGUUUCUCCGUGCUCACUAAUUUAUUUCCAGGAAGGUGUGUGGAAGACAUGAGCCGUGUAUAAUAUUUUUUUUAACAUUUCCAUCGCAGUAUUGACCAUCAUCCUUGAUUGUGUAUCGUGUAACACAAAUAACGAUAUUAAAGGCAUCAAACAAGUCA